This is a messenger RNA of Eucalyptus grandis, 2328 nucleotides long. RefSeq lists its product as uncharacterized. Bases 169 to 1821 code for a protein of 550 amino acids. Lineage: Eukaryota; Viridiplantae; Streptophyta; Magnoliopsida; Myrtales; Myrtaceae. The transcript has 2 exons. The record is from RefSeq and is a predicted model, not a curated record.
UCAAAACAGGAAAAGAAAGAGCGGGAACUUUCUUCUGCCCCGGGGAACUGCAACUUCCGUCGACGACGCAGAAACCCUAGAAAUCCAAAUCCUCCAUGCAUCCUCCCUGAAAUCGCCGGCCAUACUUCGAUUCGCAGCGAAAUCGAAUCGAAUCGGUUCCCUCCAGCCAUGCAAAUCGAUCCGUUCGCUUCGAUCGUCGAGCACUGCCUCGUCCCGCCCUCGCAAGAACGGCUCCUCCGGAGCUGCCGCUUCGCCGGCGAGCCGGAACCGGCGGGCGCCGCCGGCGGAGGCGACGGGGAUGUGGGGACCCAGGAGGCCGGCGAGCCGUCCGUCGAUCCGACGGGGGUUUUCAUGGUCUCGCUGCCGGAGAGCGCGCGGAACGACGGGAGCACCGCCCCUCAGGAGGACGUCUACCACACGCCGCCCGAGCAUUCCGCGAACGAAGGCGACGCGGCGGCCGUCGAUUGGGGUGGCUUGGACAGCGGUAGGGCCGUCGAUCUGGGCAGGGACACGGAUUUGGGUUUCUCGGUGGAGCUGGAAAUGACGCAGAGAGUGGAUUCCGAGUCCCACCUCGGCCUUUCGAGCGGAGAAGUAGAGAAGGUGAGGACGCCUGCUUCCGGUGAGAGUUUGCGGGAGUCUCCAGCGAAGAGGAUGAGAUGUUCGGGGAGUCCUGCGGUGGUGAAAGUUAGGAGUAGAGAAACUUUGGGGGUAUCAUCAGCUUCGAAAGAUCGCUCGACUGCUAAUCCUGCUGAAAGUUUGAGAAUUUUAGAGAUAAAGUUGCGUUUGGAGGCUCCAAAUGCGCCUUUAGGGGUAGUGAAGGAGAAAAUCAGGGAGAGCCUGGUGAAAUCUGUGGAAAAUUUGAAGAAUUACGGGUCUGAUUUGCAGCGAGAUGCUGAAGUUUGCGAAGGGAGUUCACGGAAAAGGAAGUUGAAUUUGAGGGUCGAGUGUACUAAUGACAUAAGGAUCAUGGAUUUGGAGGUUGAAGAAAGAGACGGCGGGUUACUGUCCAGAGAGCACACGGUGAACGAUGAUUCUGCAGUUAAUGAAAUUGAUAGAGAUCCUGAGGGCACAGUGACCGAUAAAGAAGUUCCUCCAAUGGAUAACGGACAAAGAAUUGCUUGUAAAGAAUCGGGACAGAAGAGAACAGAAGAAGACGGCGGUUUAUUGGCCAGAGAGCACACAACGAAGGAUGGUUCAGCAGUAAAUGAAGUCAAUAGAGUUACUGAGGGUACAGUGCUUGGGAGCGAAGUUCCCCCGACUGAUAAUGGACAAAGAGUUGCUUGCGAGGAAUUGGGGCAGAAGAGCAUGGAAAGUUUAUUGUCCGGAGUAGCCUCAGUCAAGGAUAAUUUAGCAGUUGAUAAAGUCGAUAGAGGUACUGAGGGCUCAGUGAUUGGUAGAGAAGUUCCUGCAAUCGUUAAUGGCCAAAGAUAUGCUUCCGAAGAAACGGGUCUGAAGAGCAAAGAAAGAGACGGUGCUUCACUGUCCAGAGAGUACUCGGUCCAGGAUAAUUCUACGGUUAAUGAAGUUGAUAGAGGUUGCAAGGGCACAGUGAUCGGUAGAGAAGUUCCUGCUACUGAUAAUGGACAAAGAGUUGCUUGCAAAGAAUCGGGUUGGAAGAGCAUAGAGGACAUUGAAAGUUUCAGAUACACAGGAUUCUCGAGGAGUGAGGAAAUUGCCAUCGUCAAUUCAGGGGCAAGGCAAAGAAAAGGAUGCGGAAUCGCAGCUACGGCCGCCUGCUUGUUUCCCUUUGAUAGAGAAGGAUGUGAACCUUUUGGAUGUUUUGAAUAUGAUCGUGGGAACUCAUGGAGAUCGUACCCUUGAAAAUACCAAUAUUAUGCAUAUUGUGAAGAGUCGUGGCCUGACUUUUCCCAUGCCGGUAUGGUCACGGGACAGGGAGUACAGAGCAGAAGAAAAAGGUGGAGGAUGAAUAGUUCGGAUGGGGCUUUUGGGAUUUUUGCACUGCUGUUCCAUGGUGAUUUGACCGUUUAGUGGACAUUGGUCCAAUGCGGUAGAUUCAAUCCAAUGACUUUGACUUUCUUCUGGCAAAUAAUUGAUUUGACGUUGGAGGUACUCUUUCGGGAACAGAAAUGAACCGUUUUAACCUGGAAAAGAUGAAGAUACAGAUUGCUAGACCUGGAAAUCUAAUACAAUUAAAUCCGGUGAACUAGAUGCUGCUCAGAGGAACUUCUCUACAAGAGGACUGCAAGACUAUGUAUAGACAGCUUUUGUAUGUUUAUCUUGUUCUGUUCUCGUAAAUGAAUGCAGAAUGUACAACGGCUUUAUGAAUACAGAAAGUUUAGAUUAUUGAGAUUAUCGUGCUUUGAGCUU